This is a messenger RNA of Zootoca vivipara (common lizard), 5592 nucleotides long. RefSeq names its product calmodulin regulated spectrin associated protein family member 3 (gene CAMSAP3). Gene Ontology annotation, cellular component: microtubule minus-end. Gene Ontology annotation, molecular function: calmodulin binding; spectrin binding; microtubule minus-end binding. NCBI's taxonomy places the organism in Eukaryota, Metazoa, Chordata, Lepidosauria, Squamata, Lacertidae. Gene Ontology annotation, biological process: neuron projection development; negative regulation of microtubule depolymerization; cytoplasmic microtubule organization. The record is from RefSeq and is a predicted model, not a curated record.
GCAAGCCCCGCCCCCGCGCUGAUUGACGGCCCAGAUCACGUGGGGGAGGGGAGAGGAGCAGGAGGAGGACGCCGGGGCGGGCGCUCGCACCUGGAGCUGGAGGGGAGGGAAAACCGGACGGGGAUGCGCUCGGCUGGGGCCGCCGCUACCGCCACCAGCUCGUUCUGCGCCGCCGCCGCCGAAGCAGGCCGAACCCAGCUCCUGCGCCCGGUGGAGGGGCCAUGGUGGCUGCUGCCUCUGCUGCAGCCGCGGCCAUGAGGAAAAGCUUCCUGGUGCCCGAGAUCAAGCCCUUGGAUCAGUAUGACUUCCCUCGGGCGCGCAGCGCCGCCAGCCUGGCCUGGGUGCUGGCCAAGGGCUACGGGGGUGCAGAGCACAUCCCUGCUGAGCUACGCGAACCCUUCUAUACAGACCAAUAUGAACAGGAGCACAUGAAGCCUCCUCUCAUCCGCCUGUUGCAUUCGUCUGACAUCUACUGCCGUGCCUGGCGCCGGGCCCUGCCGUCGGGCGCUGAUGGCGCCCCUUCCCCCAAGGACAAUGCUGCCUUGCUCCAGCUUCUGGCCCAUCGUGGCUUGGUGCCCACCUUCCAAGACAAGCCCAUCAAGGAGACAGAUCUGCACCACAAACCAAUCAGACUGGGUGCGCACCUGGCAUUGAUUGACUCAUUGAUGACAGCGUUUGCGUUGGAAGCCACCAGCUCACUGAGUGUUACGCCAGGCAUUGAUCUGGCAGCCAUCUCCUGGGAUCAAAAACUUCUGCACUGGAUAGACAUGAUCAUCCACAAGAUACAGCAAAGCAGCGAACAGGAGUGCACUCAGCGGGCUGCUCCGGGAACAGACGGCCAGACCCAGGCCUCCAACAGCGGUCCCAAGAUCCGCUAUCGGAAGGACAAGGCGCUGCCCAAGCAGACUCCCUGCUUCCCUGCCAUCACUGGCAUGAAGGACCUGGCCAGCGGGGGCGCCAUUGCUGCCACCAUCCACUACUACUGCCCCCAGAUUUUGCGCCUCGAGGACGUGUGCCUGAAGGAGACCAUGUCGGUGGCAGACAGCCUGUACAACCUGCAGCUGAUCCAGGGCUUCUCUGCGGACUAUUUGGGUGGCUCCUGCUUCCUCUCCUUGGAGGACCUGCUGUACAUGCCGCCUAUGCUGAGGAUAAACAUCGGGGUGUUCCUGGCAGAGUUGUUCCUGUGCUUUGAGGUGCUUAAGCCUGACUUUGUGCACCCAAAGGAGCUGCCUGGACUUCAAGAUUCCCCUGGGCUGAAUGACUCCCUGACGCCCAACAGUGCAAACAACAGCAGUAGCUCCCCAGUUUUCAGCUUCCGCCACCCACUGCUGCCUGGAGGGCAGGCGCAGUCCCCACUCUGUGGUUCUUUAGGCUCCCUGCAUCACUCCACAUCCAUGUCCCAUGUCGAGGGUUUUGGCAAACCAUGGAGCAAGAAGCAGCUCAGCCACCCGUUGUCACAGGCGGUCUCCUUCAGCAUCCCCUUUGGCUUGGACAGCGACGUGGACAUUGUGAUGGGGAACCCAGUGGGCAUGCUGCGCUCUGUCAGCUCAGACAGCCUGGCCCCUGCCCUCUAUUCCUCCUUGCCUCGCUCUCCGCGCCCACGGUCCACUGACGUGGUUGAGGCCCCCAAUGGCUUAGUGACAACACCGCUCCACGGGGCUGGAACCAAGGCUCAGGAGGGGCUGGCCCUGGAAAACGGGCUGAGCGACGGCUAUCCUGACCUGCCUACCAUUGAGGAGGCCCUGCAGAUCAUCCACAGCAGCGAGCGCCUGCUCCCCGAGGGAGCACCCGAUGGCUUUUACCUGCACUCUCCGGAGCCACCAAAAACUUCUGUGCCAGAAAAGGCACCCAUGGCUACUGUUUACCGCUGCCACAAUGGUCCCCCCAAUGGGGCCGAGCCAGCCCAGGAUGGCAGCCUAGACUCAGACGCCGAGGAGCCCAUGCGGGCCCCUGGUGGCCCUGAUGACUCCACCUCAUGCGUCAGUUCGCUGAGCUCACAACCUGACAGCACAGCUUCAUCCGCCUCUGGCGUGCGCAUGACCAGCUUUGCGGAGCGCAAGAAGAAGCUAGCAGCGACAGACAGCAAGUCCAGUGGGAUCAGCUCCGAGGGCUCUGAGGUUGGGCCUGUCCCGCCAGACGAGAGCCCUGCCCAAAGCCCCGCGCUCAGCUCUGAGAUGAACCAGCUGGGGGCGCGGCUGGAGGAGAAACGCCGGGCCAUCGAGGCUCAGAAGAAGCGCAUUGAGGCCAUCUUCACCCGGCACCGCCAGCGCCUGGGCAAGAGUGCCUUCCUGCAGCUACAGAAGGCCCCCGAUGCUCAGGGCCAGGCGGAGGAUGGCCGCCUUGCUCUCGAGGAGCGGCUUGCCCAGCUGGAGGCUGAGGAGGAGGCCGGAAGCCCUCGGGCCCGCCUAGACAACAAGCAGGUGACCUUUUCCCCGGAAAUCACCAAGGGCGGAGCGUUGGACGAGAACCUGGGCGAUUACAACCGGGCGGUGGCCAAGCUGAACACCGCCCUGAGCUCCCUGCAGUUGGACAUGCAGCGUCUGAGCGAUCAGCAGCAGCGCCUCCUGCUAGAUAAGAAGCCUAGUGUGCAGGCCUGGGUGAUCCCAGCCCCAAGGACCGGCCGUGAGGGGGCUCCUCCCCGCUCCUCCCUGGAGCUGUCCUCCUCUUCGCCAUCACCAUCCCCUUCCCGCAAGUCCCGCUCCCCUCAGCCGACCCCUAAGAAGUCUCCCGCCCCGGCUCCACCCAAGAGCCCCCGGCACGCCCGGCCAGUGGAGCUGAAGCUGCCUCCCCUCACACGGGUCCUGACGCCUCCCCACAACGUGGACACCCUCCCGCACCUCCGCAAGUAUUCCCCUAGCCAGGUACACAUGCAGACCCGCUCCUCCAUCCAUUUUGCAGAGGACGAGGAGCUGCCCGUACCGGAGGCCCAGGGGAACUUGCGGCCUGUGGCCUCGGUGCCCCCUCAGGGGGGCAACGGCCGUGUCUCAGGCGAUGGCACCAGUGAUGUCUCCUCGCCCAGCGACCGGCGCAGCAGCCUGAUUGAAAUCCCCUUGUCCAGCCUGAAGGGGGAGGAGGAAGACGACGACGAUGCAGAUGGCGACGACUCGCUAGAGGGAUCCAUCACUGAGACCCUAGACUCUGAGCCAUCCCGGGCUGGCAUGGGCUUCUACUUCAAGGAUGAGGCGAAGGCUGAGGAGGAAAUGGCGCAGAAGCGUGCAAGCUUCCUAGAGAGGCAGCAGCGACGCACUGAGGAGGCAAAACGCAGGAAGCAAUGGCAGGAGGCGGAGAAGGAGAAGAAAGAGGAGGAGGCAAGACAGCGGCAGGCAGAGGAGCAGCCCCGGCAAGAGGAGGAAGUGGUGGGGCCAAGGCGCGGCGACUUCACCCGCCUGGAAUACCAGCGGCGCCAUCAGCUCAAGCUGAUGGAGGACCUGGACAAGGUGCUGCGGCAGAAGCCCACCACUGUGCGCGCCCUCAAGAAGGGGCGGCCCAAGACCGUCUUCUGUGACGACUCUGCCCUAGCGCGCAGCCCCGUGAAAGGCCUCCUUGGCUCCAAGCUCAGCAAGGUGUAUUCCCAGUCGACUCUCUCACUUUCUACGGUGGCCAAUGAACCUGGCAACUCACUCUCCAUCAAGAGGUCUUCUCGAGCUGCAUCUCCUUCUGGGCCAAUGUCCCCCAGCCGAUUGCCGUCAAACCAAAACCGGGAGCGUGACUGGGAGAACGCGUCGACCGCCUCCUCGCCAGCCUCCAUUCCAGAGUACACGGGGCCCAAGCUGUACAAGGAGCCCAGUGCCAAGUCCAAUAAGUACAUUAUUCACAAUGCACUAUCUCACUGCUGCCUUGCUGGCAAAGUCAAUGAACCCCAGAAAAAUCGCAUCCUGGAGGAAGUGGAGAAGAGCAAAGCCAAUCACUUCCUCAUCCUGUUCCGUGAUUCGAGCUGCCAGUUCCGGGCGGUGUACACCCUGUCGCCAGAGACGGAGGAACUGACGCGCCUGGCAGGCUACGGGCCGCGCACCAUCACUCUGGCCAUGAUUGAGGGCAUCUAUAAGUACAGCUCUGACCGUAAGCGCUUCACCCAGAUUCCCAGCAAGACCAUGUCCAUGAGUGUGGAUGCCUUCACCAUCCAAGGACACCUCUGGCAGACCAAGAAGCCAGGCACCCCCAAGAAGCCAGGCACCCCAAAAUAGCCAGGCCUUUCCAACCUCAGUCCGUUUACUGCUUUUCUCUGCCUGGACUUUAGAGCUGCUACUUGUUAGGUUGACGGGCCCAAGUUGGAUAUAUGGAACCCUACACAUAGCCCUCCAAAAUGGGUGGCUACAUCUUGUACUGGACCAGCGUUAUCUCUGGCUGGAUCAGAGCCACACAGGAGUCUUGCGCAUAGUUCUGAUGGCUGCUCUAAGGAGACUACUUUUGGGGGGGGGGUGAUGACAGAUGCUCUGGAAACUGCCAAAUCCCAUGAUAAUCUAGAGGCUCAGAGUUGCCAUAGUGACACCGCCCUACAUGCGGCCUGUGCGCGCUCGUCUGGGCUUCUGCAUGCUCCGUCUGCCUCCAGCCACCACCUGAAUGUUGGUCCACCACCACAGCAAUGAAGGGUCUCUCUUUCUGACUCCUGCUUGCCUGGGGAACGGGGCCCAGGCCUUCCUUGGUUCUUUUCGGGGUUUCUUGUUUCCCUGGAUGCCCCUGUUUAUAUUUAUACAUACUAUACAUAUAUAUAUAUAUAGAUAUAUAUAUAUAUCUUGGAGCUAUUUAAUGAUUUUUCAAUUAUUUGUAUAUAAAGAGGAACAAAUUGCAUUUGGAACAGUGGGGCAGGGUGAAUUUGUAUAUGGAGGUAGGCAUGGUGGGGGAGGGUAGCACAGAACAAGGUGUGUGUGUGUGUGUGUGUAUGGAUGUUUCCUCCUUUGGCGUUUUGUCUUUCUUCCCCACUUCCCCUUUGGGCUCCCCCCCCCCCCCUCCCUUGUUCACAAGGGCUAUUUGGUGUAGGGAUGGGCAAGGGCUGUUUACAUGUAAUAACUUUUUAGCAGGCAUUUGGGGGGAUGGCAGGGAGCCUGUGAAUUUGGCAAGCUUCAGCUGGCCAUUCUCAUUCAAAAUAUUUGGAAGCUGGAAGUUACUGUAGUCACAGAGCAGGCCUCUGUGGAUCCUGAACUGACCUGCCAAAUGGAAAAAGCAAACCCCUACCUGGUCUAGGAAGAGCAGGCUCCAGCCUCUUCUUUCCUUCCUUCCUUACCAGUUUAGAGCUGCACCUCUGGGCUGUAGCAGGCAGUGAAUGUAGGCUUCUUCAGUUGUCCUCCCCAAGAGCCAGAGGAGGCCUGGGCACUGAGGGGCUUCUACCCUCUUUUCUCUCUCUUCUCCCCCACCCCCUACCCGGCCCGCUUGCUGAAGGCAGAGUGCAGGAGGGAGCUGGGGGAAGCCAAUCCUGCUCAGCUUGGGGUUCUGUCUUGUUCAACUUUAUUCCAGGUCUCUCGUGGUUGCUUGUUGAUGACCGAAUGUCAUGUAGGUGUUUGGGGAUACAGUAUAGUGCAGGGUUGGUGUUAAAAAAAAUUAAAAAGGCAGGUGGGAACUUUGUCCCUGGCUGCUUAAUAAAGUAACUUAAAUGAA